AGUCCGGUUAAACAGCGGAGCAAUGGGAAAACCCCUGGCCCAGCAUCUCAGGGCUGCUCUGCUGCAGAGCCUUUGAGCAUACCCCAAAUCCCUGUCUGCUUGGCUGUGCUGGGUUUGGGCACUGUCGUUCUGCUUGGAUGCUCCUCGUCAUGCCUUAGCAAAGAUGGGCUGAAUGGGAAGGGAAAAUUGCUCCCUGCAGUUUGCUUUCUCAGCCAGCUGUCCGUGAACAGCACGGGAUUGCUGUCCCGGGCCAGGGAACAGGGAACAAACAGGGAGCAGGAACAGGCUGUGCCUGGAAGGAGCCCCGCGGUCCCACUGCCCUGAGCCGCCGCCGCUGCUGCUGCAGGGGAUCCUGCUCAGCCACGGCACAGAGCUGCCUCUGUCCCUGCAGCCUGGAGGACAGGCAGCAAGGGCUUUGGGAUCACCCAGUUCCGAAGGGUGACAUCCAGCCCAGCUCCCUCUCCGGUGUUGGGGUCGCGGGUUUGUUUAUAGUCUCAGCUCCGACUUGGUGCAUCCUAGAUGAUCGAAUCCAGGAUGGUUUUCUUUGGCUUGAAAGCAGAGCUGAGACCACAGAGUUUGUGUAGUAGUCUCCAAAAAUCACUUCCAGUGUCCUGGCAUGCCUGUGGCACUGUCCCUCCAGGGAUCAGGAGGUAUUUCACAAAUGCAGCCAGGGCAGGGUUGUGAUCUCUGUGCCAACGUGAGAAACUGAGGCAGAGUGGGGACCAGUGACUUACCCAAGGUCCACAGCGAGGCCUUGGCACACCUGGGAAAGGUGUUAGAAGCACCUGGAUCCUAAACCUCUUUAGUCCAAGACCUGUUUGCCAGCUCUGUCAGCAGCCCCUGUGUUUCCCAGGGCUCCCCAGAGGAUCUGAUUUAAGGCAUGUGGAUAACAGCAUUACCUAAUUCUGCUCUUUUAUACCCAGGCCCCUGUGAGAGUAGGACUGGUCUGGCAUGCUUGAGUUUUAUUAAUUUUUUAGGCAGAGAUUUUAAGAUUUAGUAUUUCUGGAGUUCAAAGGUGGACAGGCCUGCAUGAAUAAUUUCUGAUUCCAUUUGCUGCUGCUAGUACUAAGAUUUGCCAAAAGCAGCAUUUAAUGGUAAGUCAACCCCAUUAGUCUUGAAGGGUCUGUGAUAUGUGUAGAGAUAUGAAAUUCCCAGGAAAGGGUAUUUCAAGGGCUGUAGUAACCUUCUAUAACUUUGACUGUGUUAUUUUAAUGGAACUUAGCUUGCCCAUGCACCAUUUCUCUAGGAAUGUAAAAAUCCAACAACCAUCACAAAAGCCAUUCACAUUAGCAGCCUCCUUGUGAAUUUUAAUUAACAGGAAAUGCCACUCAUUGAAAUUCAACAUCCAGAAUAUCUCUGCUUUACUCCUUUGAUGUUCCCCGUCAAGUCCUGGACUAACAUCCAUAUGUUCUCCUGAGACACUCGGAAGAAAAUAAUUUUGGUUUAUUUGUAGUAGGAAAGCAUUUCAUCGUUGUCUUUUAUCCCAGGAGCAUUUGAGUUGCUUUACAAACUGUUCACACGGAGGAGCUGCUCUGUGGGUCCUUACAGCAGGGAGUGAUUCCAGAGCUGUGCUCCUCUGUUUGCACUCAGCAGCAAGGCUGGAAUUUCAGGAGAGGCAGGGAGAGAGUCAUAAAACAAAUGGAAGUCCAGCAUGAUAGGGAAUUCAGCUAUUACAGGUCAGAUAGCCUUGGUUCCCUUAUCACAUUUAUCCCUUGUAAAGGAUAGUGUUGGGAUUUUCCUAUAUUUCUAUAGUAGUAACCUAAGAAGACAUGAUUUGGCUCUGUGUUAGUGUAAGUUGCUCAUUUGCAAGUAAUUUCAACAAACAACAGACCACCUCUAACUAGUUAAUCUUUCCCACACCCUCAAUUUCUCAAAUGGGCAGCAUAAUGUGAUCAACAGGUCCUGAUGACACUGCCAUGAAGAAUUCCCUUCAGACUUAAAUAAUUCUAUUUUAGCCCUUCAUUCCUCUUCUGUCUCCAGCCAUUUUCUUAGGCUGUAUAGUUCAUUUACCCCACCCUCUGCCGGGGGUACAGCAUUGCACCCCCUCCCAUCCCUGUCACCCUGACAAGGGGACAUCAUCACCACAGGUUGAACCUGCAGGUGUCUUGGCACAGGCCCACCCCAAACACUGCAGUCUGCACUCAGAACUGAGUUUAAAACCUCUGCCCUGGUGGGUACAAGCUCAGUGCUCAUCCCUAGUCCAGGUGAAGCCAGGCUCUGCUUCCUGGCAAUGAUGCCAAAGGAAUCCUCUGCUGUCUCACAGUUCCAGCAAGCUGCUCACAGGCAUGUGGGCCUCGGGUUCCUCCUAAGAAGUCCAAAUUGGUGAUGUUAUAAAAUUUUAGAGGCUGGGCUCUACAGAGUCUGGAGCUUGUCAAGAAAGCAAAUUCCUUUUGUACCAUCUGAUAUGACACAGGGUGGGAAAAGGCACCUCGGAGCAUCCCGGGAGGACACAGCAUUGCUCCUUCUCUUAGAACUCUCCCAGCCACAGAGUAUUUUUUUGCAGAACCAAAAUGAGCCCGACCUCAGGGUCCUUGAGCACAGUGUGACCACAAGAUGUCACAGUUGCUUCACUGCCAUGCAUGGUCCUGUCUUUCCCGUGUCCCAGUCCUGCCCCUUUCCCACUCCCAGCCUUCACCCCCCAGGUAUCCUAUGAACACACAUGCUGGUAUUUGCUUUUUUGCUGCUGUGUUUUGUUUGUUGGGUUGUUUUUUUUUUUGGCAAAGCAAGCUUCUUCAUUGUACUCUGAGCCAGGUUAGGAAUUUAGGUUUGCAGCUCAUAUACAGGUCAUUCAUGGUAUAUAAAAUUGAAAUUUCCCCAGAUUUAUGCCUUUGCUGUAGGUCCAGCUGGCAGACAACAAUUUUGAGUAGAGCCAGAGGAAAAAAUCUAAGUAUUUUCUUACUUACAAACAAACACUUGGUGCUGCCAGAGUUAACUGUUCAGUGUCCCCACAGACCUCAGGUGCCUUUGUCAGAUGGUGUAGCAGACUCAGAAAACACCACGAUGUUGUGGACUAGACAGGUUUUUGUUCUUUAUAGCCUAUUGCUAAAUUUAUUUCUUUUUCUGCCCCAGAAAGCUGCCUGCAUAGCCUGGAUGGGGUCCCAGGGGCUGAUGCUAAUACCAGUUCACUCUGAAGUAGAGUGAGAAAGGAGUUUAGUCAGAGAGGAAGCUGAUGAGCCUUGCAGGAUCCAGCUAUGGGUCUUUUGGGUUAGUCCCUUCUAGUGUGCACAUUGAAUUAAAGACCUAAUUCAUGGCCUGUGCAAGCAAUUGCUAUGGAUGCUCCAAACAAACAGCACUUUCUUUCCCGCCCGCCUGGCUGGUGCCUCUUCCCAGCUGGAGCCAGGCAGAGUCUCUCAUCUGGCCCCUGUGCUCCAGGGCACCAGGAGGAAAGCUUUGCUCCACCAGGCACACAGGAAAAAUGAAACCCUCAGCUAUAAAGUGGAGCUGUUGAGUGGAGCAGCAAGGGCACAAGGGCAGAGGUUUGCUCUGCCUGCUGUGCUCCUCGUUCCUUGUCCUCCCAUUCCUGCCACUGCCGCGGGAUCCAGCCGCGUCCCCUGGGGAAGGUGCUGCUCUCCCACCUUUCUCUGGAGGGCAGAGCCCCACGUGCUUUGUCCCCAGGGGUGGCUGGGACAGGGCUGACCUUGAGCCCUUUGCCCUUUCCCACCCAGGGGAGCAUGAGAACAUCCCAGGAGCCCGGCGGUUCCCAGCUGGCGGGAGGGCUUGGCUUGGGACAGCGGGUCCCCAUAGGGGAUGGGCUCAGUGGCAGCUGGGGGAGCUGUGUCACCUUUGCCCACAAAUGGUGGCUUAGCAAGAGAGCAUCUGGCCAAGGGGCAGGUUUGGUGAAGCCAGGGGAGGCUCCUGUAACCCCUGAGCUCAUAACUGAGGAGCAAACACUGUGGUUGGCCCUCAUCUCCAGGUGAGCAGGGUCCAGUGGCUGGAGCUCUGCUGGGGCCAGGCAAGUUGGUCCCUUGGGGACUGCACAUCCUGACCUGUAUAUCUGGGAGCUUCUCAACAGUUUGGGAAUCCCGAGUGUGGCUGGGUUUUCUCUGCAGUGGAUUUGCUGGCUAUCAGGAAUUCAGAAAGGUUCAAGACUGAAACUUCCUCCGCUAGGACUGUGAGAUGAGCCUUGAAGCCGUUUGUGAACCCCACACACAGUUUCAGCAGGGAGCAGCAGCCUGUCAGAACAGAUGAGCAGUUACCAACUGGGUUGCUGGAUUCUGCUGUGCCUUUUGUGCCAUGACUGAUAUCUGAAAAAGGAAAAGGUCCUUUCCACCCUGAGAGAGAUGGCAGCCCUGCUCACUGCUUGCUGGUGGGCAGUGUGAGGAGUAGUCAUCUGAUUUCCCCACAUGGAAUGAUGACACCCCAGGUCCCAGGAUCCUUGUUCCAUCUUCGUCAGCCCAUGUGUCAUUGUCUCAUUUUUUUUUCACCUAUGUGUCAUUAAAAUAAGCCUUCUCUGCAGUAAGGACCAGAAAAAGUGUAAAGCCCGAGCAGUGCUGUGCAUCCUGGCACUGUUCUGUAGUGCUGCUAUUCCCUGGGCUUCACUCACCAGGUUUUGCACACUUCAGGGAUUACCAGUGCUGCUGAUCUGAAUUGCCUUAAAACAUCCUGGGCUUUGAGUCCUGGCUCUCUGGGGCUGCCUUGGUUUCCUACCCUGCUUCUCGGAACAGCCACAUCCGGGAUCCUCCCUCAGAGCAAUAAGGCACUGGAACAUGGAGAGUUUUCGGGCAAGUCUGAGGCACCUCACUGCCACUGGGAUGAGAGCCCGUGUUUACUGUGAAGACUUUCUGCUCCCAAAGGUGCACAGAAUUUUGGCAGACCUGUGGUGGAUUUACUCCAAACCUGUCCCAGCAGACAGCAGAGAGCUAUGGACCUUGUUUCUGCAGUGUUCCUGCAUUACAGCUGUAAUAGGAGGCCUCUUUUACAACUGGAUGUUUGCUUCCCUGGAGUACUCCUGGCACCUCUCUGUUGCCAUGGCCAUCUCCUUCAGCCUGCUCCUUCUCCUGACCCUCUUUUUGGUGCAUCCUGCCCGUUGUGUCUUCAGCAUGAUCAUGCCCACGUUGGGCACCAAGCAGGGCCGGAAGCUUCUCUUCUCGACCUGCAUCAUGAUUGCAGUGGUGAACAUAACACCCAACAUCAUAAGCAACAUUAAAACCAUACUGCAGGUUAUUCAGUGCAUCUGCAAGAAUUCCUCUGACAGCCUUCUGAACUCAACUGCCCUGCUAAAGAAAGUCUCCUUGGAGUUUGGGGAUGCGGUCCAAGAAGCCACUCAUUCCAUUCACAAGCCUAUGAAUGGACAUUUUCGCUUUUCAUUGUUUCAGAACAGCUCCUUGAUUUACCAAAAAAUGCACCUUGCUGGUGAGAAAAUUAGCAGAGAGUUCCUGUCUGUUGAGGAACUGGUCAAAGACUCUGUUCGAGUCGCCAACAGACUGGCUGCCGGAUUCUUCAUGCUCUAUCUCUGUUUUGAGUCCACCUGGUAUUUGAAAAAUUAUCUCACCAACCUUCACUUUGACAAUUUUUACAUCACCAAGAAGCUGGAACGUUUAGCCAUGGACAGAAGAGCAGCUCAUCUCCUGGUGGGCUCAUCCAAAAAACUCAUCCGACCAACAGGCUUGAAGCUGUCCAGGGAAGAGGUGGUGCUGUGCCUGGUGCAAGCCAUGCUGGUCACCGUGGCCCUGCUGCUGAUGCUGGUGGUGGUGGCCAUGGAGCACUUUGCGUUCAGCGUGGCAGACACGGCGGUGAGAAAGGCAGCUCAGUUCUCUGCAGUGCCCGUCACUCUCAGCAUCAAAUACAAGGCUGAAAUAGGAAUCCUGCCCUUUCUAUUAAAAAUUCUCUGCCGUCCUUCUGAGGCAUUACUGCUCAGGGACUUCAACAGGACCUACCACCAUCAGCUGAUCUUCAGCUCUGCCCGCUGCAGGAUCAGCCCCCCCACGCCCCCCAACCCCUCUGUGCUGCUCGUGCUGGGGCUGCUCUUCUGCAUCCUCUACAGCACCGUGUUCCUGGAAACCUACGCGCGGCGCCUGUGCCGCGGAAUCGCCGCCUCCUUCUUCCAGAGCUGCGAGGAGAAGAGAGUGCUUCACCUGUACAGGAAACUGGCCAGCAGGCACAGCAAGCAGCAAAACCCUCUGAAGGGUGCUUUGGGAAGUCAGGGGGAUGGCUGGAUGUCUCAUACCACAGCACAGGCUUCAGCCGCAGGAUCACACGUUUAAUUUUCCGGAGUUGGGGAAGUGUUCGGAACUUGGGGAAAAAUACAAGAAAAGAAAAGAAAAGAAAAAGGAAAGGAAAGGAAAGGAAAGGAAAGGAAAGGAAAGGAAAGGAAA
Messenger RNA from Motacilla alba alba, 6314 nucleotides. RefSeq names its product osteoclast stimulatory transmembrane protein (gene OCSTAMP). Gene Ontology annotation, cellular component: membrane. Lineage: Eukaryota; Metazoa; Chordata; Aves; Passeriformes; Motacillidae. Bases 4707 to 6203 code for a protein of 498 amino acids. The record is from RefSeq and is a predicted model, not a curated record. The transcript is spliced from 3 exons.